Molecule: messenger RNA, 1619 nt
Organism: Diceros bicornis minor
Lineage: Eukaryota; Metazoa; Chordata; Mammalia; Perissodactyla; Rhinocerotidae
Exons: 3
Coding region: 1-834 (277 amino acids)
Source: RefSeq, a predicted model, not a curated record
AUGCUCGCGAGGGGAACGGGCCUCCUCAGCAGCGCGCUACAGCGAAGGCGGAAGGUGACCAGACUCACACGCCGGCUGCACGACGGCGCUCACACGGCGGCUACCGCGAGACUCCACCGUUCCCCAGACAAACCUAACCGCCAGGGGCCGGUCAAGGCCGGUCUGGGGGCAGCCGGCGGGGCGCGGGCACGGGCAAGGGGCGUGCGCACGGGUGGCUCCCGCCCCGGCCCACAGGUGCCCCGAAGUCCCAGCGCCGCAGAGCCCCCGGCCCGGCCCCCGAGCGCGGGCAGCGAGCCCACCCCGACCCCGCCCCCCGCCCCGCCCGCCGGCCUCACCUCCGCGGGCAGCCGGGCCUUCCGGGCCGUGCAGCCGGGCCGGCGGCGCUCCCUCCGACUCCGGAUCCCGCCGCCCGGGCCCCGCCGUCCGCAGCGCGCCCGCCACGGCAGCGCCGGGAGCCGAGCGUCCCCCGCAGGACCCGGCCCGCGUACCCGGCCCGGGAACGUGGCGCGAGAGCCCGAUGGAGGCUUGCCGUCAGGGAAGGUGCGAGAACACGGCCCCCUCUGCCGCCGGAGCCGGGCCCGCCCCCGCCCACCCCGCCGGCCAGACCCCUUCCUCCGCCGGGCCCCUCCCGAACCUUCUGCAGCGCGCACUUCCUCCGCGGGGUCAGGGCCCGGCUCCCGAGCUUGGGGACCAAACCUGUUCCAGCCGAGCGACUGGGCCCAUGGCGCAGUCAGCAUAGACCCCGGGGUGCUGGCAAUGGGGCCCCGGAGAAACUGCUUGCCAGCUCAAAGCAAGGCACGAGCUGCGGAGAAGGAGCCGGAAACUUGGAUGUAGCUGUUCACAUCGUCCUUAUUUCACCUGAGUGAAGUGCAUUGUUGAGUAAAACCCACAACCCUAAGAUGAAGCCAUUGACAGGCAUGGGAGGCGCUCAAACUUGAGCAAAGUUCUUCCUAGGAAAAGAAGGAAGAUUUUCCUAUGAACAAUAAAAGAUUCCACCAGCACUUAGAAAAGAGAGAUAUGGAGUGGACUAAAAGCUAUUAGACUUAUGGGAGCCCUGGGUUACUCACCAAGUACAUUAGUUCUUAAUUCAUUUUGGAACCCUAUAUCUGCACAGUUAAAUAAUAAGCCUAACACCCCCCCCAAAAAAGUGAAAUGACUUAGUUAUUAUUCCUCAAGACAUGGGUUAGUCAAUUUCAACCCCUCUAAGUUUUAGUCAAAAAUCAUUGAAGAAAAAUGAGUCCUGGAUAUUGCCUGAAAACCAUGCAUUGGCCUCUUCUGGUUAGAUCAAGAAAGUGCCGGCAUCAAAACUUGUGGAAUUGGAUCAGCUGCUUGGAAAAGAGUCCUGGGUUCACCAGGGGAGCCCUCUUCUAAGACUUGAUGCAUCACCAACACUUUUGGUGGCACAGAGGACAAUACUGUAUGGAAAACCACAGCCAUCGACAACUAAUUCAAAAAGUGAUUUACAAAAGUUGAGUUCUGAAUGUGAAGAAGUUAUUGGAACACCUUAACCAAUUUUACUUAUACUUCCCUUUUUAUGCAUGCACAAGACUGAUACAUAAUAAAUGAUCUGAAUCUAAGUGUGAAAGAGUUCUUUCACUACGUAUGAAAUAAAAUUACUG